Molecule: messenger RNA, 6098 nt
Organism: Formica exsecta
Lineage: Eukaryota; Metazoa; Arthropoda; Insecta; Hymenoptera; Formicidae
Product: transcriptional regulator ovo-like
Exons: 10
Coding region: 1410-4244 (944 amino acids)
Biological process (GO): epidermal cell differentiation; regulation of transcription by RNA polymerase II
Cellular component (GO): nucleus
Molecular function (GO): RNA polymerase II cis-regulatory region sequence-specific DNA binding; DNA-binding transcription factor activity, RNA polymerase II-specific
Source: RefSeq, a predicted model, not a curated record
GCUUGUUCUAGAUUGAAAUUGAUUAAAUAAAUGUUUGGUCUUGUAGAUACUCAAUGCCUGCACAAACAUUAUACUAGUAUAUAUAUUUUCCUUUGCUGGAGAAUCAAAUUUUUUCAUAAUGCAUUUGUUUAUUCUUCUAAUAUCUAUCUUAUUCUUGAAUAGACAUAUACGAUAAAAAAAUUAAUUUUGCUCUAAAGUAAUUUAAUAAGUAUGAAAAUAAGAUAAAAUAAAAAAAAUUAAUUAAUUCAUGAUUUUUACGAGAAUGAGAAGGCUAGAGAAGGAGAGAAUUGAUUACCCGGAAACGCGUUCAACAGUAAAACGCUAAUUCGAUCAAGAGGUGUAACCAGGGACGGAACAACUAGUUUCCCUAGAAGAAGAAAAAGAAAGAAAGAAGGAAACAAUGCAGUCUCCUAACGAGAAAGAAAACGAGGGCUCUGCGAGCGCACGCGCUCUCAGGACAUAUACCGUGUGUGACACACGUACAAUACUCCGUUAUGCGCAUGCGCGAGAAGCGGUUUUCAUCUCGGAGGAUCGCAGGCUGAAUAGUCCCGCUGGCUGGCUUAUGUUCUUAUGGUGGGAUGAGAAGGAGGGCCAGUUGACGGUCACGAUGGUGGGAGACGAAGAAAUCAACGGGGUCCGUGCGCGUUGCUCAGGUAGAUAGGUAGAUAGGGGCGAGGGGCGGAGGUCGAGGGACUGGGAUGUAGUAGGGAGGAACAGGCCGAGAGUACGGGGCCUGCACUACUGAGCUAAACACUCACGGAUUCAGUAGCUUACGAGAGGCCUCAUGGUUGAGUUUACGGUCGAUUCGUGCUGCCUGUUGGAAACGGAGCUGUCGAGAAGAUAACUGUAAAUUCGCCGAGUGCAGGAAGUGACAGGCGUGUAUGGACCUAGGUAUCCUGUACCUAUACGAGUACCGGUUAAAAAUUCAGUUCGCGAGUGACACUUUAAUCGAACAUCAAAAUUUUGACUGGGCCCUGUUCGGGCUUCCGGCAAUCGGGUUGCUGAACAGUGAACCUGUCAUUUGAUUUGUGAAAAAGAGUUCUUUGCGUCCACGUGUGGAUCUAUUCACAUUCAGCUUAGAAUUCAUUCAUGUAGAUCCUCGAUGAUUCUCCGUGACGUGAAGUAAAGACAAGGUAAAUGAUGAAUCUACAAUCGCGAGAUCACAGGUGGAUUUAACAAUUUUUAUUAUAAUCUUCUAUUGGCCGGCGUUUUUUAAGUACUCUUAAGCAUGAUACUUUUGUGAUCGUUACAGAGACGUGUUUCGCUUUGCGCGUUUUUUUUUUUUUUGCGUCUCAUUGUGUCGCGAGCGAUCUUGACUGUACUCGUAACAGCGAAGCUCGCUUACCCCACUUCGAUGUAGUGGCAGUGUAAGUGAUAACGUCGUGCAUCGCUUUCAACAUCAGGUCACGAUGCCAAAGAUCUUUUUGAUCAAGAACCGACUGCAUCAGCAGUUGCGGCUGCUGGAAUCGCAACAUACCAGCAAGAGCCCACCACUUGGCAGCGGCAAGGACAGCCCGUUUGGCAGCUCGGAGCCGCUAAGUCUCAUAGUCAACAAGGAUCAAUAUCGCGACAAAACCGAUGAUGACCGUGCAACGACCCCGGAAUCCUUACGCAGUAGCAGUCCGGCGUCGUCGCCGCCGCCUACGCAACCGGCGAGCAACACGACCAGCCCGCCACCCAGACGAUUCAUUUCCAGCAUCCUCGGCGGUGACGUGCCGUACGGCAGCAGGCGUCACGUGCUCACCCGGGCGGAACGUAAAGAGUACAGCAGCCCGCCGAUAGUCUCGGACGAUCCACCCCAGUUCCUGUCCAAGUCGGAAAGAAUCGCUCUGCCGAGGCCGCAGACGCCACCGAAAGCGCCCCGUGUCGAGCCACCUACCAGAGUCUCGGUUAUCCAGAGGGUGCCGUCGCAAGGUCAAUCCACUUCUAGAAAAGAGGGGAAUAAGAUCGAGAUCGAGAGAGUCGAUGCGGUGCGAGCACCCGAGCCGGAGCAGGAACAGCCCAUCGACUACGCCGUGCCGAAGCGGAAAGACGAGGACGAGGAAAAGUGCCGCGAUGGCGCAAUGGCAUCGCGAAGUUCGGGCAAUUCCAUCACGAGAUCUUUGCUGGCCGUAAAACUGUCCGGCUCGCAGGCAGCGGUGCAGGCAGCCGCGGGACACGGCAGAUCCUCGAACUCGGGUAACGGCGGUUCCUCCGGCAGUGGCAGCGGCGGUGGCGGUAAUUCCUCGCCGUCCAACAGCGGCAUCGGCGGAUGCGGAAACGGAGCGAUGAUCGGCGGGGGCGGAGGCGGCGGCAGUGGCGGUGCCGUAGGUGGCGGCGCGGGUGCGGGCGGCAUGCCUCCCGGAGGUAACGGUGGUCGCGGUAACUACGGACCGAGCUCGCCGCCGACGGGAUCCCUACCACCGUUCUACGAAUCCCUCAAGGGUGGCAAUAAUCUCGCCAAUUUUGCCAAUCAGUACAACACCGCUCAAGGAAAUGCAUAUCUAACACCAUUGACAGCGGUCGGGAUUGAAUGCGAUACCGGUCAACAGGACAAUUCUCAACACGCACAGUACAAUGCGCAGGAGGGUAAACAGUAUUCUCUCCUUCAAAAUGUCUGUGCAAAUGUAUGCGCGUCCUACGGCUUGACGUUUAAGGAGGAAGAUGAGGAAUUGGGAGCUUACAAGAUUCAACCGGACUUGUUGUCUAGCCAGUAUGCUUCCUACGACGUCACCGACACGGGCAUGAUGGUGGAUAUGGUGACUGGCGCUGUGGUAGACCCGUUGCAAUUCACUACCGGUACCCUGACCUUCAGUUCACCUUCCGAUCAUACGGCAUUGUUGGAGAGCCUCAGCGAUGCCGCCGACCUCUUGUUGCCCAGGUUGCAGACCGAGGACGGAAGCAGCGAUCUUCUAGAAGAAUCGUUGCAUUCGCCCGCCUCGACUGGCAGCAGCGGAAUCGGUCAAGAUGCCGGUCAGAUGACCACUCCCGUCGAGCCCAGCGUUGAUCCUUUCCCCGAGCAUAGCAUGGCCUUGACCAGAGGCUUUGAUACGAGACACUACACGACUCCGCAACACUUUAACGCGUCCAAACUCGCGAGCUUGAAUUAUGCGGGCGGAGAAUCAAGUUAUCAGCCAUUGCCGAAGGAACGCCCGGAACUCGCACUGCAUGUCAAUCAAAAUCAGCAGCACCAGCAAGAUCAACAGCUGCAAAUUCAAGUGCAACUGCAACAGCAGAAGCAGCAAACCGGCGCGUCGCCGCAUCAACAACAGCAACAGCAGCAGCAUCAGGGGCUUUUAAGCCCCGGAUUGAAUUUUACCAGUAAUGGUUUAGAGUUGGACUCUGGUAGCAGCGUGGGUGGAAGUCUGCCUAGUCCCGGUACUGCUAGCUGUUCUCUGGACGGUACCUCAUCCGGCACCUCACCGUCGUGUGCGCUAGCGGAACACGCGCACAGUCCGGUCGUGUCACCCACCACAGUGGGCGCAGCGCAAACCGCUGGACCAGUCGGGGAGCCACCUCUUUCGCAACGGGUCGGUGUACUUCAACAAAGGCUGGGUUUACCGAAUGACUGUCAACUAGAAUUUGUUAACGGGGGUCACGGCAUAAAAAAUCCUUUAGCCGUCGAGGGUCAAAGGCAACCUGGAGUCAAUCGAGAUGAAGAGAGACCGAAUCGAACUCCACCUACCAAGGAUGACGAUCCCAAUCGCUUCACUUGUCGUGUGUGCAGCAAAACUUUUAGUCUCCAGCGGCUUCUUAAUCGUCACAUGAAGUGUCAUAGCGAUGUGAAGCGUUAUCUUUGCACAUUCUGUGGAAAGGGCUUCAACGAUACUUUCGAUCUCAAGAGGCAUACGAGAACGCACACAGGAGUGCGACCUUACAAGUGUUUCCUUUGCGAAAAGAGUUUCACGCAAAGGUGCUCUCUGGAAAGUCACGGCCAAAAGGUCCAUGGUGUUCAACAUCAGUAUGCCUAUAAAGAACGACGUGCGAAGAUGUACGUUUGCGAGGAAUGCGGACAUACCACGCAUGAGCCAGAAGUGCAUUAUCUUCAUCUGAAGGAACAGCAUCCUUAUAGUCCGGCGCUACUAAAGUUCUACGACAAGCGGCAUUUCAAGUUCACCAAUAGUAACUUCGCCAAUAUGUUGCUCCAGGGUGGCCUGUUGCAACGGGACUCGCGGAACACGGACAGCUGCGGCCUCGCGGAGCGACGAGAGACGGUUUCGAAGAGCACCAAGGCGACGCACCAACAGACCACGACUAGCUUCUGAAUCCAUCAUCAAUGAAUCCGGCGACCUGGCGAGUGACGUCGAUCGAUCGGGCUGGAUCUCUUCGAAGUUUAGGUCGACGAAGGGAGUGACGUCGCGCGAAAAAGUACCUGCAGGUGGCUCCCAAAGCGGUGACACUGGAACACGCGAAUAUCGAAGUCCGAACGCGACAGGAUCAGAUCGUGCAGGAUCUGUGCGAUCAAUUAGAUUCCGCCGCCUCAAAUUCAUGGGUAGAGGAAAAAGACGAGGAGAAGGAAAAAUAAGACAAAAGAGUAAGAGAGCCGUGGUAAUAACGACCGCUAAAUCGUGUACAUUUUGCGCAAUUGAACGCUCGGUUGUUGUAUUAUAGCUUCUCUUUUACAUUAGAACUUGUAUGAUUAAGUUCGUGCGUUAUUCUCUUUCUCUGGCAGUUUUCUAAAGAAGAUGGUACCAAUGAAAAAGGAUAAAUAUUUGAGAAAGAAUUUAGUAUACGCGUAGUAUUCGCCGUAGCGAUCUAGAAGAUAAUUUUUCAUAUAUUAAAAUAAAACAACCAACGUAUAUAAUACACCGCGCGUUUCUAAAUUAUAAUAAUUAUAGCACGUCGCGAAUUUUUUUCUAUGCGUCGAGCAGAGAAUUUCUGAACGGACUUGUAACGCUACAAAUCUCGCUUCUACCCAAUAUUUUCGGACAAUGUUCUGAAUUUUUUAAUUAUUUUUAGAAUAUAUCUUUUUUAUAGUUUAGUAUUUUUAACUGUAUGGCUAAUUCGGAUUAACUGUAUGGUUAAUUAACAUUAAUUUAAUGAAAUCUUAGAACUCUCUAUGACGACUGAUACUGAAUUACAAAGAAAACACGUAGGACAUACAUAUAUUCAUUCGCACACGUCGAUGCGUGCGUGUGCGCAUGCAAAACACAUACAUACAACUACACACCGUUAAACGCAAUUGCAUAUCUAGAUUUUAGAUGGAAUAUUAAUAGUGGGCCGGAGGCGCGAUACCGAGCAGACCCAAAGACUCGGAUAGAACGUUUCAGGAAUGCGGAUCAUCCUCGGCGAGUGAGCCGAGGAGAGGGAAAAGAGCGCUAUCAUACGGAUGAUUUUUUUUAUCAGAGAUAUACGGCGAGUUACGUUACUUUUCGACUCGAUGGGUAAAUAUGCGCGCGAAAAAUGGAAUUCUUGACGUCGCGAUUAUCGAGAGGAGUGUGAUUUCUCCGAUCGCGAUUUGCGUCAUGAAUCUUCCAUUAUCUUUGAUCGGGGCAUUGGGGAAUGGAAAAAAAUUUCAAGUUACUUUUGAGCACAAGUUACAGAAUAGGACAAGAUCUUCAGUCCAAGAUGGACUGAUCUUGCACUGUAUUAUUAGUGAAAAAUAGAUUUUGAACUGUCAAUGUUUAGAAAAAUAAUCAGAGAGUCGAUUUUCUUCAUUUCCAUGGACAUCUCUUGUUCUAAUGGCGUAUGAAAUGUUACAUAUUUCACUCGUUUUCUCGCUCUAAUAUAGCGACAUUAGGCAAAUGUGAAUAGUGAGAAUAGAAUACUCAUAGACAUAGAAAUAUGUGUGUAUAUAUAUAUAUAUAUAUUUUCUAUGUCUAUAAGAAUAUUAAUUUAGAAGAAAACUGUUGAUUUUUAGAACACUUGAAAAGAGAGAAUCGACUGUAAUUAAAAUUCACAUUUUUAUUUUGUUGUUAAUUUAAUGAGUGAUUUUAUUAUUGAAUUGAGACGCCUUUCAACUGAAAGAAGGUAAAUUAAAUUAAUUAUUAUAAUGAGAGAAAUAUAAAAUGUUGCAUUAUUUAAUAAAAAUUUUAAUUUAGUUAUCCUCUCUUUGGGAUUAUAUUUCUAAACACUGAUAGUAUAGACAGAGAGUAGGCAUAUAUAUAUUUAAUAAAAUC